Messenger RNA from Schistocerca cancellata (South American locust), 393 nucleotides. RefSeq names its product ejaculatory bulb-specific protein 3-like. The annotation marks the transcript as partial. The record is from RefSeq and is a predicted model, not a curated record. The transcript is spliced from 3 exons. Lineage: Eukaryota; Metazoa; Arthropoda; Insecta; Orthoptera; Acrididae.
AUGGCACGCGUGUCGGCGGGAUGGGCAGUGCUGUUGUUGGCGCUGGUGGCGGUCGGCGUAGCCUCAGCGGCUGCCGGCGACGGCAAGUACACGACGCGCUACGACAACAUCAACUUGGACGACAUCCUGCACAGCACGCGCCUGCUCAACAGCUACAUCAACUGCCUGAUGGAGCGCGGGCCCUGCACGGCCGAUGGCAGGGAGCUCAAGGACAACCUGCCGGAUGCCCUGCAGACGGACUGUUCCAAGUGCAGCGAGAAACAGAAGGACGGCGCAGAAAAAGUCGUCAACUUCCUGAUCGAGAACCGGCCGGAUCAGUGGAAGGAGCUGGAGGCGAAAUACGACCCCACUGGUAUCUACAAGCGCAAGUACGAGGCGCGGAGGAAAGGGUUA